GAUUCAUAAAUUGCAAUGCCAACACGUUACAGUCGCUCGCGCAGUUACACGGCAAAUCUCCGUUCUUCCCGAGUCUCGAUGAACCAACCGGUACACUCUUGGAGGAUCCAAACGCACCUAGUCAACUCGAUGGUGUUGGAGUCGGUGUUGGCGUUGGUGUUGGUGUAGGAGUUGGUGUCGGUGUCGGAGGUGGAAUAACUGCUUCCCAAGCGGCACCGCUUUCUUCACCGAGUCGUAGCAGUCCUCACAGUCAGGGUAGCGAGACCGGAGAACGUUUCUCUAGGAAAGUCUUCGUCGGUGGCCUGCCACCGGAUAUUGACGAAGACGAAAUCACAGCCAGUUUCCGUCGUUUCGGACCCCUAGUCGUCGAUUGGCCGCACAAAGCAGAGAGCAAGUCAUACUUUCCACCUAAAGGUUACGCUUUCCUGCUUUUUCAGGACGAAGGCUCGGUGCAACAGUUGAUAGAUGCAUGCAUCCAAGACGAGGACAAGCUUUAUCUCUGUGUGAGCUCGCCGACGAUCAAAGACAAGCCGGUACAAAUAAGACCAUGGCGGUUGAGCGACGCGGAUUUCGUGUUGGACGCCUCGAUGCCACUCGAUCCACGAAAGACUGUCUUCGUUGGUGGCGUCCCACGGCCGUUAAAGGCCGCUGAACUCGCUAUGAUCAUGGAUCGACUUUAUGGAGGUGUUUGCUAUGCUGGCAUCGAUACCGAUCCCGAGUUGAAGUAUCCUAAGGGUGCCGGUAGAGUAGCUUUCAGUAAUCAACAGAGCUACAUUGCUGCGAUCUCAGCUCGAUUCGUGCAACUCCAGCACGGUGACAUCGACAAAAGGGUCGAGGUAAAACCGUACGUAUUGGACGAUCAGAUGUGCGACGAGUGUCAAGGUCAGCGUUGCGGUGGCAAAUUCGCACCAUUUUUCUGCGCCAACGUAACGUGCUUACAGUACUAUUGCGAGCACUGUUGGGCGACGAUUCAUUCUCGACCAGGUCGAGAGUUCCACAAACCUCUGGUGAAAGAAGGUGCGGAUCGGCCUCGACCCGUACCUUUCCGCUGGUGUUAACCCCCGCUGCGCUGUCCCUAAUUGUCUCGCAGCCCUAGCUAAUUAACUACCACUUCUACGAAAACCCACCCAACCCCCCCCCUUCCCUAAUACAAUCCAAGGAUCCACAAUUCCCUUAUUACUUACCUACAGCAACAGCAGUUUCGAUCAUCAACUUAACUCCUCCAACAAGAUCCACAACUACCACCACCACCACCACCAUUAUUACUACCACCAUCCACCGUUACUACAGCUCGAUCGUCACUACUACCACUACUCCACUGCUACCACUAUUGCUACUAUUACUACUACUACUACUACUACUACUACUACUAUU
Messenger RNA from Polistes dominula (European paper wasp), 1374 nucleotides. RefSeq names its product cytoplasmic polyadenylation element-binding protein orb2 (gene orb2). Gene Ontology annotation, cellular component: nucleus; cytoplasm; synapse. The record is from RefSeq and is a predicted model, not a curated record. Gene Ontology annotation, biological process: negative regulation of cytoplasmic translation. Lineage: Eukaryota; Metazoa; Arthropoda; Insecta; Hymenoptera; Vespidae. Gene Ontology annotation, molecular function: mRNA 3'-UTR binding; ribosome binding; mRNA regulatory element binding translation repressor activity.